AUGAUAGUCCGCGUGACUCGUCUCCUAACUGUCUGUGCAAGCGACCGUGAGGAAUGGACCCAGUUUUUGACCACACGUUUGGCUGCUCUCGCUUUUGUCUGCACGGACGAGAAAUUUCAUUGCUCUUCCUCUUCUGGCCCGGGGGCCUAUUCGUACGUAGUGCUUCCAGGCAGUGGAGGAACACGACCUUGCGGAUUGGCGUCAGCACCCGAAGCUACAUCGAAUCCCAGUCUACCGCGGCGUCUACAGCACCUAGCCAGUUUGCCGCAUGGUGAGGUGGUAUGUGCAGUUACUAUUGCACCCGCACCCUCUGGUCGAGGCUCUUCCCCUACCUCCGGCGGUGACACUCUCUCGCCCUCCACCUUCAAAGUUGAUCCCAGCGGUGAUGGCGAAACUUCUGUUGCUAUAUCAUCAUCCACCCGCAUUCCGCAUUUCGCUUACACGGGUGGACGCGGUUGUGUCAAGCUCUGGGAUCUCGACACUAUUGCUGGCUCCUCUUCCUCUAGAGAUGUUGUCGCUCUCGCUUCUUUUGAUUGUCUUCGUCCUGAAAGUUAUGUUCGCUCCAUCAAGCUCUUCCCGUCACUCAAUUCAUACUUGAUUUCGUCAUCAAAGUUUUUUACGCAACCACUCCACCCUAAUUCGAUUAUGUGGUCAUAUUCUCAGUCCAUCUUAGUCCACUCAUCCCUCACUACGUGCGCUACUAGUCGUUAUGUUGCUCUUUUUCACAACCAACAGGAUUGCUCCACUCUGCUGAUUGGAGGCGAAUCGAGUUGCCUGACGAUUUGGGAUUUGAACGGUCCUGGUCGAAGAAAAGCCGACCUUACUUUUGAUGCACCCGCCUGUUAUGCACUCGCCCUCUCUCCUGACUGCAAACUUUGUUACAGUUGCUGUUCUGAUGGUCAAGUUGCGAUAUGGGAUAUUCAUAAUCAGAGUGUCGUCCAACAGUUUCACGCGCACGCCGACGGCGCCUCCUGCAUCGAGCUGGUGGGACAGGGCACCCGGCUUUGGACUGGUGGCCUUGACAACAAGGUUCGCUGCUGGGACAUCCGUGGCACUUCAUCCAAUAGGCUCCACCACGUCGAGUUUAAAUCACAAGUCUUCUCAUUGGGUCUCUCCCCCAUCUACGGCAUGCAUGGUCGUAGACCCAGCCUAGCAGCAGCUGCAUCUCCUAUGGGAACAGAAGACGCAGCCCCCUCUGAAUCUCUCUUUUACGGCUCGCAGUGGCUAGCUGUCGGCCUCGAGUCCUCAGAGGUCGAAGUCGUCGCCAUCGGCCCCGAUGGUCCACCAUCCUCCGCUCCCCUCUCCUCUACUAGUGGUGGUGGCACUCCUCCCAAUUCUGCCACUCUUCUUAAACCACCAGUCAGCCCACAAACUACCAGCGCAGCUGUUUCCAGCCCUCAGGCUCCUGCCUAUGACCAACAUUUCCGUCUGACGCGCCACGAAAGCUGUGUACUCGCUCUCCGCUUCGCGCAUCAUGCCGACUGGUUCAUCACCACCGGCAAAGAUCAUCAGGUAAACGCAUGGAGGACCCCCUAUGGCGCUUGUCUCCUCGAGACCAAAGAAGCCGCCUCUGUACUAACUUGUGACAUCUCGCCAGAUGACAAGUUUGUGGUAACGGGUUCGGGUGACAAGCGGGCGAAUCUCUACGAGAUCAUCUACGGCGCAGGCUCGGUUGCCUCUUCCGCCUCCAAUGUUUCUUCGCACUAA
Hydatigera taeniaeformis is the source of this 1707-nucleotide messenger RNA. The record is from the annotation of a GenBank genome assembly. NCBI's taxonomy places the organism in Eukaryota, Metazoa, Platyhelminthes, Cestoda, Cyclophyllidea, Taeniidae.